This is a messenger RNA of Anisakis simplex (herring worm), 273 nucleotides long. Lineage: Eukaryota; Metazoa; Nematoda; Chromadorea; Rhabditida; Anisakidae. The record is from the annotation of a GenBank genome assembly.
AUGGGAGGAAUGAUGUGUGGCUAUCCAUACGGUAUGAUGGGUGGUAUGGGAUAUGGAAUGGGUUGUAUGGGGUAUGGAAUGGGUGGUAUGGGGUGUGGAAUGGGUGGUAUGGGGUAUGGAAUGGGUGGUAUGAGGUAUGGAAUGGGCAUGUGCUGUUAUCCGAUGAUGGGAUAUGGUGGCUACGGUGGUUAUGGUGGAUACCUUGGUUAUGGUAUGUGCGGCUACGGCGGUGGCUACGGAGGAAUGUGCGGAUGUUGCGGACUAUAUGGAUAA